AUGAAGCAGAAGGGUUGUAGAGAGAGAGGUGUUGUAGUAGGGAAGAAAGUAAUGGUAGCAGUUAGGGCUUCAAAGGAAAUCCCAAAAGCAGCUCUUCUAUGGACUUUAACUCACGUUGUUCAACCUGGAGAUCGAAUUAGGCUUCUUGUUGUUGUUCCUUCAAAUUAUACAAGUAAAAAGAUUUGGGGGUUUUCGAGAUUUACCACCGACUGCGCCUCUGGUUAUGGAAGAUUUCUUGCUGGAACGAAUUCGGAUCGGAAAGAUGAUAUUCAUGAGUCUUGUUCUCAGAUGAUGUUCCAGUUACACAAUGUUUAUGAUGCAGAGAAGAUAAAUGUUAGAAUCAAAAUUGUUUUUGCUUCACCUGAUGGAGUUAUUGCUGCUGAAGCCAAGAAAUCCAACUCAAACUGGGUGAUUUUAGACAGGGGACUGAAGUAUGAGAAGAAAUGCUGUAUUGAGCAAUUGGAGUGCAAUCUUGUGGUGAUCAAGAAGUCACAGCCUAAGGUUAUUCGUCUCAAUUUGGUGAAAAACGCAGAUACAGAGCAUCCAGAAGCUAUUUCGAGGCUAACCUUAAAGUCUGUCGUGUCCCGGAGAGGCUCAAGACCCGGGAAAAAGCUGAGGGAACCGUUUGUAACUCCGUCUAGCAGUCCAGACCAAGAAGGUUCUUCACAGACCACAACUGAUAUGGGGACUUCGUCUAUAUCUAGCUCUGAUGCAGGAGCUUCACCGUUUCUAGCCUCUCGAGUCUUUGAAGGCCUCAAGAAAGAUAACUCGUGGGUCAGUGAUGGAAACAAGAGUUUCUUCGAAUCUGACUCUGACUCUGACAUCGAAAAGUGGAGUCCUUUGUCAAUGGCCUCCUCAUCUUCUCACCCUGUGACAGCAUCUGAUAUCCUGAGUCCUAGUGUGGAUUCAUCGAAAGCUCAAACCGAGACUCCGAGAAAAUCAAGAUUCUCGGUUCUAAGGCUCGGUUCAACGAAGAAAGAACCUGACGCGGGGAAGGAGAUCCGUAGAUCCGAUACGUGCUUAAACAAAAGCGUGAGGGAAGUGGUUUCUUUAUCAAGAAAGCCAGCUCCUGGACCUCCUCCACUAUGUUCUAUAUGUCAACACAAGGCACCUAAAUUCGGAAACCCUCCAAGAUGGUUCACAUUUGGCGAGUUGGAGACAGCAACAAAGGGGUUUUCUAAAAAUAGUUUCUUGGCUGAAGGUGGGUUUGGUUCGGUUCACAGAGGAACUUUACCAGAUGGUCAAAUCAUUGCAGUCAAGCAAUAUAAGAUUGCUAGUACACAAGGUGACAGAGAGUUCUGCUCUGAAGUUGAGGUCUUGAGCUGUGCACAGCAUCGGAAUGUUGUGAUGCUCAUUGGACUAUGCGUGGAAGAUGGCAAAAGACUGCUCGUUUAUGAGUAUAUCUGCAAUGGAUCCUUGCACACUCAUCUUUAUGGUUUGGGGAAAGAGCCGUUAGGAUGGUCAGCGCGGCAAAAGAUUGCCGUUGGAGCAGCUCGUGGGUUGAGAUACCUUCACGAAGAAUGCAGAGUUGGUUGCAUCGUUCAUAGAGAUAUGCGUCCUAACAAUAUUCUCCUUACUCAUGAUUUUGAGCCUUUGGUUGGAGAUUUCGGACUAGCGAGAUGGCAACCAGAAGGAGACAAAGGAGUAGAAACCAGAGUGAUUGGAACUUUCGGACCGUUGUUGCAGAAACAAGCCAUUAAGGAGCUUCUUGAUCCGCGUCUAAUGAAUUGUUACUCUGAGCAAGAAGUUUACUGUAUGGCGCUAUGUGCUUGCCUCUGCAUUCGCCGUGACCCUAACUCGAGGCCACGAAUGUCUCAGGUGUUGCGGAUGUUGGAAGGAGAUGUUGUCAUGAAUCCAAUUUAG
Molecule: messenger RNA, 1863 nt
Organism: Thlaspi arvense
Lineage: Eukaryota; Viridiplantae; Streptophyta; Magnoliopsida; Brassicales; Brassicaceae
Source: the annotation of a GenBank genome assembly